Malassezia pachydermatis is the source of this 375-nucleotide messenger RNA. RefSeq names its product cytochrome b5. The coding region runs from base 1 to 375 and encodes 124 amino acids. The transcript has 4 exons. NCBI's taxonomy places the organism in Eukaryota, Fungi, Basidiomycota, Malasseziomycetes, Malasseziales, Malasseziaceae. Gene Ontology annotation, cellular component: intracellular membrane-bounded organelle; endoplasmic reticulum membrane. Gene Ontology annotation, molecular function: heme binding. The record is from RefSeq and is a predicted model, not a curated record.
AUGUCUCGCCAGAUUACCUACGCCGAGCUGUGCCAGCACAACACUGAGGAAAACCUUUGGCUCCUCAUCGACAACAAGGUGUACGAUGUGACCAAGUUCAUCCCGGAGCACCCGGGUGGUGAUGAGGUUCUGGUCAGCGAGGCCUCGAAGGACGCUACCGAGUCGUUCGAGGAUGUCGGUCACUCGGACGAUGCCCGUGAGACUCUCAAGUCACUCCAGAUUGGUGUGAUUGCCGACCCCGAGAACGUGCCGCGCCGUGGCCGCAAGGCUUCGGACACCAUGUCGGCUACCCCUGGUGGCUCUCCGCCUCUGGUCAUGAUCAUUGGCUUUGCUGCCAUUAUCGGUUACUUUGUCUACAACCACUACACCAAGUAA